AUGGCUUCUUCACAAGAUUCCAGCUAUUCUCAAGCUCCUCGAGAUAAAGCCACAUCCUCCAGUCAGACCCUUAUCCCCGCACUUCCACCCUAUCAGACCCAAUAUGCCCUUCGUCCAAGACCAGCUUCUCCACCACCAGAGCAACCUUCUCUACGCACGAUUCUGGAUCGAGCACGCCCUAAUACCGGAGGCUUGGGUGGUCAAUUGCCAGGAGGGAGGCGCCUUCCAGUGUCGAGACUGGCGAAUGUUGAGAAUGUGGAAGGUGAAGUGAGGGAUUCUGUAGAUUUGGGUUCAGCCGCUGAGCAGGUUGAGGGGAUGGCGGAGCAGAGUGUUGGGGAGGCAGUUGAGGAUUCAAAUCUGGCACAAACAGAGGAAGUGGUAAGACAGACUGCCAUGGACGAAGAGGACGACACAGUUCUGACACAAGACCAUCAACAAGGUCAUCAAGAUCGACAAAGUCAACAAGACGACCCAGCCGAAGAAGGCAUAGCGGAACCAGUUCCCGAUGAAUACGAUAUGGAGGACCUAGUACGGGAUUAUCCAUAUGAAGCCAUCAUUGGGAGUGCUGAUGAUUCUGGAGCUCCUAAUAAUUCUUCUGUUCCUGCCAUUUCUGGAGCUCCCUCUCAUCUCCCGACUCCUGAUGAAGCUUCUCAAGUUGCUGAUGAUGACUUGGGUGGGAAUGAUUUAUCAAUGGAUCUGGAUUCAGACGCGGAAUAUGGUUUUGAAGGUGGUGAUCUGUUGAUGGAUCUGGAUAGCGAGUAUGGGGAUGAUUUUGACGAUGAUUUGAAUUUCGAUUUGGAGGAUGACUCUGAAGAACAUGAUGAGGAGGAGGAAGAGGAAGAUAUGGAUAACACGAUUCGGCAAAUCAUCAGGGAAGGGGGAGAGGUGGAAAUGGAUUAUAUGGAUGCGGAUGAUAUGUUGGAGGAUGAGUCGCUCGACGGAGAUGAGGAGGAGAAUGAAGUGGAAGAGGAAAGGGACUCAGUAGCAGCCGGUGUAGAUCUCGUCGCAUCGUCUUCGAUGGAGAAUAGCACAACUGAAUGA
Messenger RNA from Glarea lozoyensis ATCC 20868, 1041 nucleotides. RefSeq lists its product as uncharacterized. Bases 1 to 1041 code for a protein of 346 amino acids. The transcript has a single exon. NCBI's taxonomy places the organism in Eukaryota, Fungi, Ascomycota, Leotiomycetes, Helotiales, Helotiaceae. The record is from RefSeq and is a predicted model, not a curated record.